Molecule: messenger RNA, 631 nt
Organism: Amaranthus tricolor (Joseph's coat)
Lineage: Eukaryota; Viridiplantae; Streptophyta; Magnoliopsida; Caryophyllales; Amaranthaceae
Product: early nodulin-93-like
Exons: 4
Coding region: 110-433 (107 amino acids)
Source: RefSeq, a predicted model, not a curated record
CAUUUCUGGUCAUUCAAAUCAAACAUAUUACUCAAUUACAUUUUUUAAACCCAUCAAAACAUAUUUCUAAUAAUUGAUUGUCUUUUUUGAGAUUUUCAUAGUAAUUAAUAUGGCAAAGAAUGUUGCACAAUCACCAUUGGAAAGGUCUAGCUUGCUCCCAUUUGAUCAAAGGCUAACUAUGGCUAAGCGUUGUGCUCAUGAGGCUAUUCUUGCUGGAUCCAAGGCUGCUAUUGUUUCUGGGUUUGCUGCUGCCAUCCCUACUAUCGCAAGUGCUAGGAUGCUUCCAUGGGCAAAGGCUAAUCUUAAUCAUACUGCCCAAGCUCUCAUAAUUUCUACUGUGGCUGGAGCAGCCUAUUUUAUAGUAGCAGACAAGACUGUGUUGAAGUCUGCACGCCGAAACUCCUUCAAUAAUGCAAGAAACUCGAAUAUUUGAGCAUAAAAUGUGAAGGAUUUUGUGAUGGCUUUCUAAUUUGAGGGCAGAUUAUUGUAAAAUCAUCAUAUUUAAUGGAAACUUAAUUAGAAUAUCAUCAAAAUCAAAAGGUUUGUAUAAUGAUGAUGUUGCUAUGGAUCAAGUAAUAAUAAUUAUGAUUGUACUUACUCCUUUAUUUUUAUUUGUUUCUCACAUUCACAU